AUGCAGACCGUCGAAGGAGACGACAGUUCCAUAAAGAGCAAGGAGAACAAUAUGGAAAUACCAGACGAGGAGAAGCACACACCAAAAGAUACUCACAAUGUGGACAGUCUUGUUGUUUGGGAUGGGCCAAACGACUCUCACAAUCCGCAGAACUGGAGGCUGGCCAAAAAGCUCUACGUGACCCUCGUCGUCGCCUCGUGCACAUUCGUCGUCACGUUUGGCAGCAGCGUUCUAUCAUCCGCAACUGUGAUUCUCUCCCAAGAUUAUGGUGUCAGUCCGACCGUGAUCGGUCUCACGAUAGCACUUUAUGUUCUGGGCUUCGCAGCCGGGCCGUUAGCAUGGGCACCUCUGAGUGAGGUCAUUGGACGGAUUCGACCAUUCUUGAUAGGAUUCGUCGGUUUCAUGUGCUUCACCAUCGGCGUUGCUACGGCUCAGAACCUCUACACAAUAAUGAUUUGUCGAUUCAUGCAGGGCGCUUGGGGAGUCGCUACGGUAACGGUUGUUCCGGGGAUGCUAGUUGAUAUGUGGAGCGCAGGCCCAAGAACUGUUGCGAUGAUGUCUUGGGCUGUCACGAUCAUUCUGGGCCCGGGAAUCGCCCCAGUGAUAGGCAGCUUUACUGUCAAGAACGACAGCCUCGGUUGGAGGUGGACCAUGUGGCUCACGUUGAUCAUAUCUUCUCCAUUCCUGGUUCUAUCUCUCUUCAUUCCGGAGUCUUGGGGUCCAUUGCUACUCAAGCGCAAGGCUGCAAAAGUACGCUAUGAAACCAACAACUGGUCACUACAUGCCAAGUUGGACGAAAGCCCUGUGGAAAUCCAACAUCUCAUCCGAACCUAUGGCGUGAAGCCAAUGCAAAUGUUGUUCCAGGAGCCCAUCCUCGCGGCCGUGACCGCAUACAACGCCUUCAUCUAUGCCGUCAUGUACCUCACCUUCGAAGCCUACCCGUACGCCUUUGGCACAGUCCGUGGCUGGGAGAGCGGUGUAUCUUCGCUCCCCUUCUUGUCUCUGGCUGUGGGCUUCGACCUGGGCUUCGCAGCAUUCUACACGAUCGGACGUCUCACCAGCAACCGGGCCAAAGCACAAGGCCGGCCGCGCGAGCCUGAAGACCAGCUUCCCCCCAUGAUCAUCGGCAGCUUUCUCUUCAUAAUUGGCCUCUUCUGGUUCGCAUGGACAUCAUUUCCCAGCAUAACUUGGGUGCCCCAGGUCUUGGCAGGGGGGUUUAUCGGGGCGGGUAUCUUCCUGCUAUUCACAGCCUGUCAGACAUAUCUCCUGGAAUGUUACCUGGCGAACGCGAAUAGUGCUUUGGCUGCCAAUACCAUUGCGAGGAGCGCUCUCGCUGCCGGCUUUCCCUUGUUCGCGACUCAGAUGUACACAAACCUCGGUGUGCCGUGGGCAACAAGUCUGUUAGGCUUUUUGGCUAUCGCGUUGACGCCGUUUCCCAUCCUCUUCUACCUGUACGGGAAGAAAAUCAGGAGUUGGAGCAAGUUUGCGUACUGA
Molecule: messenger RNA, 1494 nt
Organism: Zasmidium cellare ATCC 36951
Lineage: Eukaryota; Fungi; Ascomycota; Dothideomycetes; Mycosphaerellales; Mycosphaerellaceae
Exons: 5
Coding region: 1-1494 (497 amino acids)
Biological process (GO): transmembrane transport
Molecular function (GO): transmembrane transporter activity
Source: RefSeq, a predicted model, not a curated record